CGGGGAGCAGGUCGGAAAGAGCUGUGAUUGAGUGUGAUGUCUCGCUGAAUGGCCGGUCUUCAACACAGGAGAGGAUAAUGCAGUUAUUGUUGUCUGCUAGUUGUUGUGUCCACCUGCCACAAAACCUGGAGAAUUGUACCGUACCGUAGCCCGUGAGCCCAACCCACAGCUCCGCGGGCCACACAGGCGUAUAGGAGAAGCCGUUCAGAAAGAGCUGUUGAUUGAGUGUGGUUAUCUCGCUGCGGGGCCGGUCUUCAACACAGGCCUAUGGCAUUGUUUGGAAAGCCAUUGACAGAAGGACGGGGGAGGUGGUUGCCUUGAAGAAGAUUUUCGACGCCUUCAGGAAUCAGACAGAUGCUCAGAGAACAUUCAGGGAGAUCAUGUUCCUCCAGGAAUUUGGUGAUCAUAAGAACAUCAUUAAAUUGUUGAAUGUUAUGAAGGCAGAGAAUGACAAGGACAUCUAUCUAGUGUUUGAAUACAUGGAUACAGACCUCCACGCAGUAAUAAAGAAUGGCAAUAUAUUGAAAGACGUCCACCAGAGAUAUGUCAUGUACCAACUAAUCAACGCCACAAUGUAUCUGCAUUCUGGUAACGUCAUCCACAGAGACCAUAAGCCUUCCAACAUUCUUCUAGACAGUGAGUGUUUUGUCAAAGUAGCCGACUUUGGUCUGGCAAGAUCGAUAACCCAACUAGAGUCAAAACCAAAUGAGACAGACCCGGCACUAACAGAGUAUGUUGCCACCCGGUGGUAUCGAGCGCCAGAGAUACUGCUGGCUUCUAAAAGAUACACAAAGGGUGUUGACAUGUGGAGUGUAGGCUGUAUCCUUGGGGAGCUGCUGAAGGGUAAACCACUCUUCCCCGGUACAUCAACCCUGAAUCAAGUAGAGAGGAUAAUGAACAUUAUUGACCCUCCGACAAAGGCUGAUAAGGACGCCAUCGAUUCUAACUAUGUCUCGUCUAUUCUAGAUAAAGCAUCAGUCAGACAUAGGCAGUCCUUUGAAGACGUCCUUCCAAAUGCCCCUGCCGAUGGGAUUGAUCUUCUUAGGAGACUACUUCACUUCAAUCCAGAGAAACGCCUGACUGCCGAGCAAGCAUUAAAACACCCCUAUGUAUUAAGGUUUCAGAAUCUGAAAGAAGAGAAAGUCCUAGACUAUGAUGUUGUACCUCCCUUGGACGAUGACGUCCAGUUAUCCGUUGGAGAAUACAGAAGGAAGCUUUAUGAGAUGAUAAAAGAGAAGAAAGCUCGACACAGAGCACGUCUACGAGACGAGACCAAACCCAGAGAGACCCCACCACCAGCAGAGCCAGCUCCCGUUGCCGCUUUACCACCAUCGCAGAACAAUCACGUAGCUGGCAAGGUGAAGCCGGUAGUUGGUGCAGGUGGAGCUGCCCCUCAGUCAGUGUACGCAGGGAGUCGGUCAACUAGACCGCCCCUUGCCCAAGGUAGCCGAUCGGCCACCCUACCCAACAAGAGGCCACUGGUCAUGGCAAAUGGUCAUACAUACCAAACAGGGGUAGCCUUUGGGAGGACAGGCAAAGAUCAACCACAGGUGGGCAGUCCAGCAAGGACAUCAUCCCAGGCUAAAGAAAGGCUCCUAACAAGACAGAGAAGUCUAGAAAACAUCAAUGCUGGUGUGGUAACCAGUGACAACCCAGCGCAUCAUUCCCCGAAUCACAGUUCCCGUCACUCUGCGGGGCACAAUCGCACAAGAUCGUUCUCAGCGGGUCUGCGUAAUGCGCAGAUCACGAGGGACGUCGACAGGGGUGGUUUAGGACUCACAGUCACAAGCUCAAGAGUUGUUCCUGGUCGGAGACCCGUCUCGGCAAAAGAAGACAAACCCAAACCAUCUUACGGCCGGAAGCAAUACGGCGUCAAGAACGCUCCUUCCGCUGGCGUCCCGAAGUCUGCGUUAGGUAGCUACUCCCAAGCCCACGGAACUAUCACAGCCAGCGGAUUAGCAAAGAUCAAAACAAUGAAAUGGUGAAAAGAGAAAACGAGAAAAACGUGAAAAUAUUAAAAAAGAAAGAGGUAAGGCCGAUGUUGAGGGUCCCCUUCCUUAUUAUAAGCCGUACCGCUUCUGUUGAUAUUCCAAUGUUGCGUCGUCCAAAUGCAAGUUGGCCCUAUUCUUUGCUGAUUUACAUUCCAUAAAUGACAUUUGCAAAAUAUUGGUGUGGCAUUGCCUUGCAGCUGCUAUGGGGUAAUUUCAUUCCCAGUUUUUGAAAAAUGUAAUCAAGAGUACAGACAUAAAGUGAGCCAGAACCUUUAUUUAUAAUACAAACCUAAAGGCUAUUUUUCUGCUUUCAUCUUGUUUUAACAGCUCUUUUUUAGCUUUGUGUAAUUUUUCCGUUUGACUUUGAAGAUUUCCGCUUAAUGUGCCUUAGUACUUUAAUUUAACUACUAUUUAUUUUUGAUUUUUUUUUCUAAAGCAGAAUUAAUGGAUUGGUUGAUCAUGUUUUUUGUAUAAGUAAUUACCCACCGUAAGUGUCCCCCCCCCCCCUCGCAAACAAAGGGUUCCUUGAGGUUUUUGUUAGUUGGCUCGAACCAGUUGCUGUGGGAAAAAAUGUCAAAAUGACAAAUCUCAAAAAUGUAUCUUGCCACUCAAAAUCAAAGAAAUCACUUAUUUGAUUCCCCACCGUGCAAACCCUUGCAACAACAUCAACAGCAGAUAUAGUCUGUACAUUCAUCUACAAAGUACACAGUCAACCCUCCUACUGUAUGACCAUUCAGGAAAUUGUCAAGCAAUAAUUUUCUGCUUAAAGCAUCUUUAAGAAAUUUGGCCCUAGGUUCAAACAGUGCUCAAAUGUUUUCUGCUAAGCGAAAAAAGCAGGACACCAGUAAUACAGAUUGUAGAUGUGACAUGGUAGUUUGUCUGGUAACCUAAGUUUGUUAAGCAUAAUAUUAUUUGGCUUAGCUACUCAAUGAAAUUUUGCCUUUAUCCUGAUUUUUGCUCAAGUGAAAUCAAUCAGCUUUAUUAUUAUUUUUUUUGUUGAGAAAAUGUAUUCAGAUUUCUAUUCUUUUUUAUUUCAGUGUGUGAUUAAACGACAAAAAUUACUGAUAAUAAUGUAUGAACCUUUUACUAAAUGAUCUGAAAAAUUAUUAUCUCUUUCCUUUAUAUAUCUGAAGUUUUAGCUGUUUUUGUAGAUCUUCAGUUGUGAAUAAUGUCCGGUAUAGUCCUUCUUAUAAUGCAACCAUUUUGUUUUCCUAUCCAUUUGAAUCAGGUUAUGAAACGGAGUCUUGGAGGAGAAAUAGUCUGAACCCCUUGCCUUUUUUAAUAACCAUUAAUAUAUAUUACUUGAUAAACCAUGCAAUAAUGUUGAGAUUGGAGCUAGUCAUGUUAAAGGUACCAGAUCACCUUGACCAAAUGACAUCAUUCCUGGCAUUUGUUUCACUAUAUCAAGAUCUUUGGGUUUUGCAAACCAACUUAAUUUAUUUUGUUUACUAAAGGAGCAAGUAGACCUUUGUCACUCUUUGCAAAUCAUUGCUUGGUUCCUUGUAUACUGGCAAAGACAGUGUAACUUAUUAAUCCAGCAUACUAUUGUCUCCUUCCAACCUUUGUUUUGGAUGCAUUAUGUUUAUUGAGAGGAAAAUUUAAUGGAUGCACCCAGAGACGAGUCUCUUAACCCGAGUCUCUUAACCCUCGGUUCGCUACUUGAUGCCAUCACAGCCAUAAUCUUGGUUGCCAAGUUGGGGGUCAAUAUCACUGUGUCAUAGAAUGUGGUGCGGAGACGCACAUAUCUCUCAGCCAAUGAUAGGGCUUCAUUGAUUUCAUUGAGGGCGCUGUUUGUCAGGUUAUGACAUCAUAUUCUAGCAGUCAAUAGGAGUAUUUAGUUUGAAAGUCUAACAUCGAGUACAGAAAUAGUGUGUAAAUUUGAAUAAUGUACACUACCUCUAUGUAAUAUAUUGCUGGAUUUACUGUGUGUAUAGCUGAAUAUAAUAUUGAUGAUAAUUAAAGUGUAUUAAAAAGAAAACCAGGACAAUUUUCCAAAAAUUUGUUUGUUCAACAAGUUGUAUCCGCUAAGCUAGCUCUAAGUUAAAACUUCUCGAAAUUUGUAUGUGCUGCUUUAUUUAAUUCUGCCAACGACAACUCCACAUGCUGGAACUUUCUCUAACCCUCUCAACAUACUCUCGGUCCACAUUUAUUCCUACAUCAGGGCUUUUUCGUCUUCAGCAAUACUAAAGCUCGGUAUCGAUUAAUAACUUUCACUGUCGCUGUUUAAUAGCGGCUUAUGCUUAAAAAGGGAAUCUUUUCCCGGAACAAUGUCGGGGGCAUAUCAUCGGACGAGAUGAAUAUCAUCUCAAGUUUCUUUAUUUAAAAAAUUCCUGCGUCAGGUUGAAGUUCAUGCGCAGUGGAAUAACGCCGAGCACGCUUUCUACUGAUUCGAUUACUCAAGCCACAAAUUGAAGUUGGAGUCAGUUUUUAUAUUUGAUUUUUAGUCCGGUAAGAUCAGCGGCUAGCUGUCUGGUGUAAUGACAACCCAGUAUGGAGUCUCUUCCAGAGGUCACUUUGUCCAAGGCGACCUCCUGAUUAUGGGACUGACUUUGAUACAUGAUAUCUGGUUGGAGUAUAGGAAUUUAAUGUGCGCGUAAUUAUGAAGGGUUCUUGCCACCGUGUGCGUCCCAUGGUGGGGUAGUGGUACACACAAUAUCUCAUACAAUUGUUUCUUCUGUAUUACAAAAACUUACCAUGUUUCUUAAACUUUAUUUAAAGGCAGUGGA
Molecule: messenger RNA, 4717 nt
Organism: Asterias rubens (European starfish)
Lineage: Eukaryota; Metazoa; Echinodermata; Asteroidea; Forcipulatida; Asteriidae
Product: extracellular signal-regulated kinase 2-like
Exons: 14
Coding region: 381-1985 (534 amino acids)
Biological process (GO): protein phosphorylation; intracellular signal transduction
Cellular component (GO): cytoplasm; nucleus
Molecular function (GO): ATP binding; MAP kinase activity
Source: RefSeq, a predicted model, not a curated record